AUGGUGAAGGUUGGAAUAUUAUGGUGGGUCCUGUCCAACACGGCAUUUCACAACCAUGAAUUAAUUACAUAUCGAGAGGACAACCGGCAGAUGAGCGACCUUAGUCUAGGUGCAAAGAAACUUGUUCGUGAUAUGUCUUCGGCUCAAGCAAGGUCGAAAGUCAUAUUAGAGGCCGUCCAGGAACAAUUACCCGAGGAAAACCCCAACAGAAGACACAUCUACAAUUUUAGAGAUCGGAUGAGAAGGAACGAUGCAGAAGGAAGAGAUAGUAUAAGUCAAUUCCUCCAUCUUGCUAAAGAGAGUGAUUACUUGGAAUACUAUCGGGAGGAGGGUCAUGUCGUGACACACACAUUCAUGGCACACCCUACAUCGGUGAAUUUGUUACACACAUAUCCAUGGGUCAUUGGCAUGGAUUCUACAUACAAGACGAAUGUACAAGAUGCCCUUCCUUGA
Messenger RNA from Spinacia oleracea (spinach), 453 nucleotides. RefSeq lists its product as uncharacterized. Lineage: Eukaryota; Viridiplantae; Streptophyta; Magnoliopsida; Caryophyllales; Amaranthaceae. The coding region runs from base 1 to 453 and encodes 150 amino acids. The transcript has a single exon. The record is from RefSeq and is a predicted model, not a curated record.